AUGUUUAAUAUUCUCCUGAGCCUAAGCUUGCUGGGUGCUGCAGCAUCGUCACCCCUUCGAUUACGAGAUGAGACACGCUCCCCUUCAUUCUCCACCUCCAAAGGGUUCAACCUGAUAGUUGAUCUUGCCGACCCUUCCAAUGACUUUGCCACCCCCAUCCAAAGUUCCUUCGUGACGAGCAUUCACGUUGGAGCUGGGCUGGCACUAGUUGGCUUUUCGUCAGACAAAGGCCGUGUCUUUUACCAAAACGGGACGACGAGCGAAUAUGAGCAGGAUCAGGCGACCAUCAUCACCGAUGGCGGCACUCCGACUUUCCCAUCCGGGCUCAAGCUGACGCCUGAUGCCGAUCCUGAGGGUUUUACAACUGCACAUCUUGACGCUGGGCCUGGAACUCCUGGAGUUAUGCUCUCACGUGGGGCCGUUCCUGAGCUCCAACCGGUCCAGUUCUACGCUUGUGAGGAAAGCAUAUCAUAUUACGAAGGCAAAAGCUUCGUCAUCCUCCGUCAUGGUGUAGAAGAGGCUGCUGUCCCGUCUGAGUGUCGCAAAAUUCGUCUCCUACCGCAAUGUACGACACUUGCAGACCUGUCGCCAGAUGCCUUGGCAAGCCAUGAGUACGCACUGGACUCCCCGUGCUAUGAUGCUGUUUCGCAAAUCGAUUGGUCAACCUAA
Molecule: messenger RNA, 669 nt
Organism: Clonostachys rhizophaga
Lineage: Eukaryota; Fungi; Ascomycota; Sordariomycetes; Hypocreales; Bionectriaceae
Source: the annotation of a GenBank genome assembly